CAGCUUGAGGUUGGAUUCAGCAUGGCGGUUGGAAGGGGUGGGAAAAGCUUAAUGGGACCUCUAUUAGCUGUCAACUCUGUCGUGCAUCUAAUUGUACUGGGAUUAGCAGGAUGGUCUCUCGACAAAUACAUUGACGGUGAACAGGAUCAUCCCCAUUUGGGAGGGAAUCCGUCUACAAGCUUUCUGCUAGUGUUUGCAUUGAUUGGCGGUGUAAUUGGAGCAUGUUCUCUGUUUGCUGGGCUCAUCCAUCUCCGGGCUUGGCACAGUGACAGUCUGGCCGGUGCAGCCUCUUCUGCGUUCAUAUCAUGGACUAUGACAGCUCUUGCCUUUGGACUUGUGUGCAAGCAGAUCAUAUUGGGAGGGCAUAGAGGGAAACGACUGUUGCAGCAAACAUUGGAGGCUUUCAUCACAUUGUCAUUACUGAGUCAGUUGCUGUAUUUACUGCUACUGCAUGGUGGGAUGUGUAGCGGGAGAUUUGGACCUGCUUACGGUGGCUAUGGGACACGAUAUGGUGGCAUUGGGAUGACGAGGCGCACCCCUGCUGUUGUCUGAAACAAGGGGAUGGAAGUUCUGGAUGCGGCAGAACAGUGAAAUUCUGAGGUAAAAAAAACUGAGUAACAUUUUGAUAGCAUGAUAAUUUCUAAUUGAAGUCUGAGGCAAGAAUCACUGGCCUCGAAUGUACAUAAAUUUUGCGAUUAAUUUGCUUUGGCAUGAUUCUGAGAAUGAUGUGGAGCUACAAAAUCCCAAUACGUUAUGAAUCCCAAAUUCCUUAAUGUCAUGUCUGCGUCGGAGCUACAAUUUC
Coffea eugenioides is the source of this 802-nucleotide messenger RNA. RefSeq names its product membrane protein PM19L-like. The transcript is spliced from 4 exons. Lineage: Eukaryota; Viridiplantae; Streptophyta; Magnoliopsida; Gentianales; Rubiaceae. The record is from RefSeq and is a predicted model, not a curated record. The coding region runs from base 22 to 552 and encodes 176 amino acids.